AUGCCGACUCCUCGAUUCUUGCUGCUGGUUCUUGCCUCGCUUAAGUGGACAUGUGUUGGGUCCACGUACAUUUCGCAACGAGAUAAAACCCCUGCCUCACCGUUCGACACCUAUUCGCCGGCCUUCGAAGCCAUCCUCGGACCGAAUCCUCAGCUUUUGGUUGUUUUCAAUGAAAGCAAACGACUGUUCUAUGAAGGCGGCAUAUACCACCCUCCAACCGACUCCUAUUUCGUCAAUAGUGACCGCAUCAAUGUAUCAGACAGCAGUGAAGCCGAACAAUUUCUAGUUCGCGUCGGCGAUGUGCACACCAAAAAGCCAUCGUGGGAGAUUCUCAAUUUGACAUCGAUUUCCAAUCCGAUCUCUGGCGUCCGGUACCAAGGACAAGGCAAACCCUCGACUCAUUCUGAUAUGCUUGCAAUGGUGGCAUGGGGCAAUGCUCAGAAUGAUCCGCCUGGAGGAUUGUACUCGAUCAGUCCUUAUCCGCCAUACAAGGUGGCACCGCUCACCACUUCUCUUGGAGCCUAUCACUACAACGCUCCUGACGAUGUGACCGUGCUCCCUGAUGGCACAAUAUACUUCACAGAUCCAACGUACGGGUACCAGGAAGGUCUGCGUCCAGAUCCUCUUUUACCGAACCAGAUCUAUCGGUAUGACCCGGUCUCCAAUACAACGCGCGUUGCUGCGGAUGGAUUUGGUAGACCCAAUGGUAUCACGUCUUCACCGGACGGAUCUGUUCUCUAUGUCGGAGAUACAGGUGCUCGCGUCGGUGAUGGCACGAUCGAUUACCAAGGCUCCAGGGCGACUUACGGACUUACCGUCAAGAACGUGUCCUCUGGUGCUGGCGGAUCUGCCGGCCCAUUCGUCACGGACAGGAGAGUCUUCACGAUGCCCUACGACCUCGGUGCAAAUGAUGGGCUGAAGACCGAUUUGGCGGGCAAUGUGUGGGGACUGAGCCUCACGGGAGUGUAUGUUUGGAAUCCAAGCGGCGACUUGUUGGGACACAUCGACGUUCCGACGGAGGAUGGUGGGAACAUGGGCUUUGGCCGACCGGGCGAGCUUUUUAUCAAUGGUGGAAAUGUGCUGUAUAGGGUGCUACUGAACGAGAGCGUGAUUGGGACGGGAGUCUGGUUUGAUUCUGACCCCGGUGCACCGUCGGCGGUGUCAAAGUGA
Molecule: messenger RNA, 1170 nt
Organism: Exophiala spinifera
Lineage: Eukaryota; Fungi; Ascomycota; Eurotiomycetes; Chaetothyriales; Herpotrichiellaceae
Exons: 1
Coding region: 1-1170 (389 amino acids)
Source: RefSeq, a predicted model, not a curated record